UGUAGAUAGUUUAGCGAGACGAGAGAAUAUAAACGAUUGAAUAUGUGAGAUAUAAAAUCAUUAGCUAAGAUGAAUAUGUUUUAUUUCAUAUUAAUAAUUUUUAUUAUUGCUGCUGGUAGCAAUGGAGAAUACCAUCCACCACUUAAAGGCAUGCAGUAUUUUUCCAUUACCUGUAAGACACCAGAGCAAUUAUCAUUGUUAAGGUCAUUAACUAAUAAUCCUAAUGUGCUUACUCUCAAACUCUCACAAAUUCUUGGUGAAUCCGCUGACAUAUUGGUAACUGCUGAUGAAUCAUCACAAUUUAAAAAUAUUUUAUUGUUAUAUAAAAUUGAUCACACAAUAAUUACCGAUGAUGUUGAACAUGUUGUCCAUGAAGAAGCUCUUAAAAAUAAUAUUGUUCGUAUGCAAUCUUCUCGUAUUACGUUAAAUAAACUAUCAGCCGAACCGUUUGAUUAUUAUCCUCGUUAUCAUGAGAUGGAAGAAUACAUUACAUUUCUCGCAAAAAACUAUAGUGAAAUUGUAAGCGUUGAUAGCAUAGGUACUUCUUUUCAAAAUCGAACAUUGUACGUUAUAAAAAUUUCCUCUGGUGGGGAUAAUAAGCCGCAGAUUCUUAUUGAUGCGGGAAUCCAUGCCCGAGAAUGGAUAGCGCCGUCUACUGCACUAUAUGCAGUACAUCAACUAGUAACAAAUCAAAGCAAUACUUAUCUUUAUAAAAAUGUUGACUGGCUUAUUAUACCGAGUUUAAAUCCUGAUGGUUAUGAGUAUACCCAUUCGAAUUAUCGAUUCUGGCGAAAAACACGUUCUAUUAAUAAGGGAUCAACUUGCAUCGGUACCGAUGCCAAUAGAAAUUUCGAUUUAAAAUGGAUGACUGUAGGAGCAUCAAGUAAUCCUUGUUCAGAAACAUAUGGCGGACCUAAGCCAUUUUCCGAAGUUGAAACACUGGCAUUGAAGGAUUAUGUUAUGGCAAAUAAUAAAACAAUUAAAGCCUACUUAACAUUGCAUUCAUAUGGUCAGUAUUUAUUACAUCCGUGGGGAUAUACUUCAGACUUACCUGAAAAUGAACCUGAACUUAGAAGCGUAGCUGAAAGAGCUGCUGCUGCUCUUGCUGCACCAUUUGGUACUCGUUAUACUAUUGGAAGCUCAACAAAUGUUCUAUACGCUGCUGCUGGAGGCAGUGAUGAUUGGCUGAUGGGAGUCGCAGGAGCGAAUUUAUCAUACACAGUAGAGUUGCCAGGUGGCAGAUUUGACCCGCCUCCUUCUCGUAUUGAAUUCGUCGGAAUUGAAACAUUUGAAGCUUUCAAAGUAUUUCAGGAGUACAUUGAAAAAACAUUUGUAAAUUAAUUUUGAAAUAAAAUGAAGUUAACAACAUCUGUUAACUGAGAUUGAUAACGGAAUUGUUAUAAUAUGAUAAUAUACACAAUAUAUCUUGUAACUACGAUAAUUGCGGUAUUUUCUAAUAAAUUUAAAUAUAAUUAUAAGUUUA
Molecule: messenger RNA, 1483 nt
Organism: Microplitis demolitor
Lineage: Eukaryota; Metazoa; Arthropoda; Insecta; Hymenoptera; Braconidae
Product: carboxypeptidase B
Exons: 8
Coding region: 70-1341 (423 amino acids)
Biological process (GO): proteolysis
Molecular function (GO): metallocarboxypeptidase activity; zinc ion binding
Source: RefSeq, a predicted model, not a curated record